UUCGUCGCUAAAGGCCAGGAAAACAGCGAUCAUUUCUAGAGGUGAAAUGUCGUUAUCAAAAAGUUCACAAAAUACGGGACAAGUUGAAAAACCUUGUGAAGUAUGCGAAGUAAGUUACCAGAUACAGUGGAAGUGUUUUGAUUGCAAGCGAUAUAUGUGUAGUGCCUGCAAAGAAACAAUCCAUCCAAAAUUUAAACAUGCUGACAAGCACAAAAUUAUAAAAACAAAAGAUAUAACCUCAGAAGAUUUGGAGGAAAAGCCUGAUCUGACGUCCAUUAGCUGCACAGUUCAUGACGGCAAACUAUGCUGUCUUUACUGUAAGGAUUGUUGCGAAGCAAUUUGUUCCUUGUGUGUUACACAAACACAUAUCAAGCAUGAUAUGAUUGAGUUAAGUGAGGGAUAUGACAUUUGCAUUAGAAAACUUCAACGAUUUACCGCGCAGAUUAAGGGGAUUGACGAGAGAAUUAAAUCAAGUAAGUUAUCAGAAAUGGUGAGAUAUAAAGACGGGAAAAGGAAAAUUAUAAUGCAAGAAAAAGAACUGAUUAAUGCCAUUCAAAGUCAAACAAGGAUACUCAGCAGGGAAUUUGAAAGACAAUGGGAUAAUUUCAAAGGCAUCAUUAGAAAGAAGAAAGCAGCUUGUGUAGAAACUGAAACCAAAUGGAGCAUAUUGGAUUCGGCAGAUGCAAAAGAAACUUUCCGAGUUGCCAGAGAAAGACAGCAAUCGAUGACUGAGGAAAUGACAAGAAUCAACACAGACAUUGAAUGUCUACCAACUUUUGUUCCCCGAUUUAUUUUUCCACAAUCAAUAGAAUCAGUUCAUGGAUGGAUUAAGAAAAAUCACAACAAACCUGUAGUUGCGGCUAUUUCAAUUAGAGCUAACGAAUUAGAAGCUUGUUUCUGUUUGAAAUCCGCAUAUGAUAAUUAUGUUGGUAAUACCAAAGAUGAACUUGAUAUACGUACACUGAAAUGGAACACCUCAGUCCUACUGAACCCAAAUGGAACAGUUAAUUGUAUUAUACAUGAUAAAUUGGAGAAUUUAACGGCAAAUGCCGAUGUAAUGGCCGACAUGUACAUUUUUGAACAUCUUGGGAAAACAUUAUACGACAAGCAGGUCGAGUUAAACAGUAAUACUUGGCUAAAAGAAUCAAAGAAUCGUUUUGGACGUACAGCAAAGAAAAUGAAAGCAUUAGAUGUGUAUGCAAAUUUCAUUAGUUUCCUCAAAGUACUAAUUCUAAAGGCAAUAUCUGAAUUCGAUCAAAGCAAUGAAUUCCAUAUUGAAGAUAUUUUCUGGGUAUUUACCGUACCAAAUAUAUGUUCAAUGAACAGAGAAAAAUUCAUGCACGAAGCUGUUAUGAAGGCAGCCAGUGAAAACGAGAAAUUUACUAUUGCUUUAGAAACCGAUGCUCUGCCAGUAUAUUGUGAAUAUGUGUACGGUAAACGACAACGUGUAGAUGACGCCACAUUUACAGAUAUAGGUGGUACAUACAUAAUAUUUGAUCAAGGAGAUGGAGAGACUGACGUAGCAGUGUACGAAUUCACAUGGCCACGAUUUGUGAAAGAAAUAUACCGCGGUGAUCGCUGGCAAUGGAAUUCAUUGGCAUUUGAAGAGUACUCUUCUUUCUUAAAACAGUUGUGUAACUUUGAUGUUAUAAGUAUUCUUAAUGAGGAGGAACAUAGCGGUUAUGAUAGAAUGGUAUCCAGUGUUGAAUCUGCAAUACGAAAUUUCAAAUUAGAUUCCACUAGCCGGGUUAAUGUGACGAUUCCAAUAAUUUCGUUUGAAGAACUGACCAGCUUACCAUUACAAGAGCUAAUAAGUCAUUCAAAUUUAAAUACAAAUGUAAGUGUUUUGGGGGAUAAAUUGAGAUUCACUUCAUCUUUCUUUCGAACAUUCUUUGAGAGUUCUAUCAAAUAUGUUUCAGAAAUACUUGAUGAAUGUAUUCAUUCAAUCAACAAAGAAAACCUCUCAGAAGUUGCAAAAUUAUUUGUUGUUGGAGAAAGUUCGCAGUCAUCCAUUCUUACAGAUGCUAUUAAGCAAACAUUUGGAGCUUCAAUUGAAGUUAUUGUUGAAAGUUCACAAAAUGCAGUGUCAGUUGGAGCGUUGUUGGAUGGCUUUCAGUAA
Messenger RNA from Mytilus trossulus (common blue mussel), 2119 nucleotides. RefSeq lists its product as uncharacterized. The transcript is spliced from 5 exons. Lineage: Eukaryota; Metazoa; Mollusca; Bivalvia; Mytilida; Mytilidae. Gene Ontology annotation, molecular function: zinc ion binding. The record is from RefSeq and is a predicted model, not a curated record. The coding region runs from base 47 to 2119 and encodes 690 amino acids.